Molecule: messenger RNA, 619 nt
Organism: Thalassophryne amazonica
Lineage: Eukaryota; Metazoa; Chordata; Actinopteri; Batrachoidiformes; Batrachoididae
Gene: timm8b
Product: translocase of inner mitochondrial membrane 8 homolog B (yeast)
Exons: 2
Coding region: 101-370 (89 amino acids)
Source: RefSeq, a predicted model, not a curated record
CUGUGUUUUGUAGAUCAGCGGUUUGUGUUGCAGGGAAACGGAGAGAUCACCUCUCGGCUCAGCACGUUGUCCGCUUGGGGAAACAGUGUAAAUCAUCAGAAUGGACAGUUUGGAUCGUUUUAACGCGUCGGAGAAAGCCGAAGCGUCCGAACUUCAACGGAUGAUCGCUGUGGAGCAGCAGAAAGCGCAAUUUCAGGCCCAGGUGCAUAAUUUCACGGAUGUGUGCUGGGAUAAGUGUGUGGACAGUCCCGGAUCGAAGCUGGACUACAGGACGGAGACGUGCUUGGUGAACUGUGUGGAGCGCUUCAUUGACACCACCCUAACCAUCACCAACCGCUUCUCACAGAUGGUGCAGAAAGGCACGCAUUAAUGUCGGACUGCAGAUGCUACCGCGAUGCUGCAACACUGUAUAAAUGCCAUUUUAACAGAAGAUAACACAACAGACGUCCUUUGAUAACUUGGUUUUUGUCCGGUGCUGUACUAGUUAACUUGAAGCUGUGACUUGGGAAACCUUCAUAUGCUGUAAAUUACAUGUAAAAAUACCAGUUUGAAGUGUGUUUACUUGCAGCGAUUGUGUGAUCAGUAAAUUGGGCUCAGCAUGCUCACAUUCAGCAACAUG